AUACGUGCCUCAUUUCUAACGAAUUUUGAUGAUAGGAACACGGUGCACCACACGGUGGCGAGUUUUAUCAUCUGCCUUAUACAUAUUGCCAGACGACUCCAUUGCAGCUGUAUUUUACCGCGAAACAAGGUAGAGCAGAGGCAUGAAUGCAUGCGACUUGUAUUUGGAGGGGGUAAUGAAAUAAUAACUUAUCGUUUCAGUAGAAGCACGUUUCGUUUCUCGUCUUUACUUCUUCGUGUUUCAAUGUUGUUAACGUGAUCGCGUACUUUAUUUUGUUACUUUAUCGGUGGAAAUUGUUUAAUUUUUUUGCGUUUUUCUCAUUUUCCGCGCCUAAAUUUUUAUCAACUUUGAUGUGUAAAAAAAAUUCACUUAUUAGUGUUGUUACAGUGUUAGUUAUAUUUUUCAAUGUCCGUAGUGUACACAAUGGAAACGAUUAUUUUACCUCGUGGUUUACUAAUGGUACAUUCCGGUUCAUUAACUUUUCAAAAAACCAAUAACAUGCCCCACACUGGAAAUUAUUUUAUGGAAUUCAUGUUACUUUUAAUAGUUUUGUUAUCUGGUGUUUUGAUUUAUAUAUCUGUGAAUUUUCGCAGGAAUCUGAAACCUCAGAAUAAGCCGGCUAAAAUAAAAAAAUUUACCGAGUUCCAGAAUAAUGCAAAAGUCAAAAAAGAAAUUGCGCCUGCGAAUGUCAAACCGAUAGCCAAGGUUAAGAAUACAGCUAAUACGACGAAAAAUAACGCUGAUAAAUCGCCGAUCAGGACGACGAAUAAGAAACGUUCAUCGGCUACACCAGCUCAAAUUACAACUCCGGCUCCGGCCAAGAAAAAGACGUCUCGAUUAACUUUCCCGCAUCAUCCUUUGCUAAAAAACGUGUGUCAGCGUGAUUCGCCCGAAGACAAUAAAACCGUGUUUGAAGAAAUAAUGCCUGUGAGGAAAGCUGUCGAUGGACGAGGAUCACGUAAAUCACCUCCGGAGUCAGAACCCAAACCGAAAUCUAAGAAGGCUCCGCCACCACCACCAUCAUCGAAAGAAAUCACCAUCGUCGAAUCCGUGAUGCCGAGUAAACCAGUGAAAAAGCGUCAACCCCUGCAUCAGUCAAACAAGAAAAAGGAAAACCCUCGACACCAAGAAAUACCAACUGUAACUCAACAGACGAAACCACUAAGAUUUCUUAUGCCCGAAUACACAAAGCAGGAGAUGGCUUACAUAGAAGUCUUAUCAAAUUAUGUGAUACCCUAUCACAUAUUACCAGACUGCGGUUACCCAUAUGUGGUUGCAGAUGACACCACGUGUGGUGUCUAUCUAUUACAUGGACCACACCAAAAACGAUUGAGAAUGGUGGAAUGUGAAUCAGACCAGUCAGCUUCAUCUUCAUCAUCCGAGGAUAGCUACUCGGAAACGAAUUCUAGUAGUGAUUCCACUGAGAAUCUAUGUAUCGAAGAUAGCUGCGUCAGGUGCUGCAGGUGUAGGUCAAAAUUCGACUUGCACAACAAUAGCUUGUGCAGCUACCAUGUUGGAAAACUUUGCAAGUACUCCGGAUACCAGAGUUAUUCGUGUUGCGGUGCUGAUCGUAAAUCUGCUGGGUGUGUCGAGACCCCUCAACACGUGUGGACUGGGGUAUUACCGGGUGUAAAUGGACCCAUUGACGGAUUUGUGACCACUGAACCAUCUUACGUGUUUAAACACAGAGUGGUGGCGUUGGAUUGUGAGAUGUGUUUCACUACACAGGGACUUGAGCUAACUCGUGUAACUUUGCUGGACCUUCGUGGAUGUGUUGUUUACGAUACAUUGGUUCUACCUGAUAAUCCGAUAGUGGAUUAUAACACCAAGUUUUCGGGAUUAACAGAGGAUAGUUUCAAAAAAGCCAACUCCGUGGCUACGUUGCAGGAAGUGCAGAAAACUAUAUUGGAACUUAUCGACUGCUAUACAAUUAUCAUCGGACAUGGCUUGGAAAACGAUCUAAGGGCGCUGAAGAUUGUACACUAUACUGUUAUAGACACAGCCAUCAUUUUUCGAGAAGUCGAUUACGAAGGCGAAUGGAAACGUCAUUCGUUGCGUAACCUAGUCCGUUGGCAUUUGAAUCGCCGAAUUCAAAACGGUCACGAGGGCCAUAACAGCAUAGAGGAUGCGUCCAGUUGUCUGGACUUAAUGAAUAACCUGAUUUUUAAUCUAUUUUAUUAUAAUAGAAAGUAAAAUUUACACUCUGAUACUCAUUUCAUCAAGGGAUAAAGUUCCUAUUUUUUUAUUUAUUAUUUUUUUUCUCUUUUUUUGUAUUAUUUUUCUCCUGGGUUGCGAUGUUUUUUUUUUACUUUUUUUUUUGACUAGAAUUUGGAUUUCGAGUGUCAGAGUAAAUGGUUUACAGAUUACAUGAGUUUGUCGUCAGUGUAAAAAAAAAAGAUGUGGAGAGUGGACAAAUCAUGUAAUCUGUAGCCAUAAUUCAAAAUUUAUCGGCGUUUGAAUGUCAAUGGUACAGUGUAGGUGGCUUAGUGAAUUACCCCCAAGUCGUCGGAGUUAUACAGAUCUCAUUUUUAAUUUUUAAAAAUUUCAUAUUUUGUAAGUUUCAUUUUUUUUUCCUUUUGUAAGUUGAAGUAAUCUAGGAUGUUACUAUACGUGUAACUGUGUAGCGAAACCAUUUCCUUGUUUUUUUUUCCUGUUUUCCCCAUUCGAUUUUUUUAUUAUCAUGUUGACGAUUUGGUUUCUAGCAUUUACUCUUUGUUCUAUUUACUAGACUGCGACGUGAGUUGGCAGAAUUUGAGUAUACAAGUGUAUUUCACUUUUUAUUUUUGUGAUUUUUCCGUGUAAAAAUCAGUAUAUAGUAAGAGUGUAAAUUUAGUGUCUGAUGAGCUGUGUCGAUAAUACAUACGUGUUGGAAGUUGUAUAUGCAGUAGAGUUGCGUUGCGAGUUAGUUGUGAGCUGUAGGUAAGAUUACUCUGUGUAUUUUCUCGACUGUCUUUUUCGUUUUUUAUGUUCCUAUAAUAUUUUGUAAGCGUGUUCUCGUAGUAUUUAAGUUGUCCCUAUUUCCCCCCUCCCUGCCCCCCUCGAAUGUAUAUAAUUUUUGUUUUUACUUUGUGAUGCAUUUAAAUUCUUUUUUAUCGUAUUUGUACUUUUAGAUGUAAAUAUAUUUGUUUUGAUGUGAUUUGACCUGAAA
Messenger RNA from Planococcus citri (citrus mealybug), 3148 nucleotides. Its product is annotated as putative exonuclease GOR. Bases 406 to 2193 code for a protein of 595 amino acids. Gene Ontology annotation, molecular function: exonuclease activity; nucleic acid binding. The record is from RefSeq and is a predicted model, not a curated record. Gene Ontology annotation, cellular component: nucleus. The transcript has 4 exons. Lineage: Eukaryota; Metazoa; Arthropoda; Insecta; Hemiptera; Pseudococcidae.